AUGAUGCUUCCUAUAUAUUCCUUGCGCUCUAUAGUCGUGGGUAGUGCAUCGAUCGGCGAAAUUCCAAGGAAGUUCUUCUCAUCGUCAUAUACUGUAUAUAUUCUAGUAAGCACUGCCGCUGACGUUUUAUGUUUGAAUAACUCGUCAACGAAACGAUGGAGCGUUAGG
Molecule: messenger RNA, 168 nt
Organism: Dentiscutata heterogama
Lineage: Eukaryota; Fungi; Glomeromycota; Glomeromycetes; Diversisporales; Gigasporaceae
Source: the annotation of a GenBank genome assembly